Molecule: messenger RNA, 603 nt
Organism: Mucor mucedo
Lineage: Eukaryota; Fungi; Mucoromycota; Mucoromycetes; Mucorales; Mucoraceae
Exons: 5
Coding region: 1-603 (200 amino acids)
Source: RefSeq, a predicted model, not a curated record
AUGUAUUCGGAAGCAGAUUACCAGUAUAAAUUUUGGAGUUACGUAUUUGAAUCGUUUUUAGGAAAAAAGCAAGAUAUUUUAUUGCGAUGGGGCGACACCAUUAGCGAUAGUUGUAAAAAAGCCGGUCAUAAGUUUAAGUUGGAUUUGCGGUUGGUGAUGAUUCGAAAUGAUGAAAAUAUAGUAGAAAGCGUUUGUUUAAAUGCUGAUUUUCGAAAUUUCAGGCGGGUUUCCAAGGUUUACACAGAUGGCCAAGAAAGCAACAAAGUACCGUAUAUCCAUGCCCGAGAUGUUCCUGAUAUCAAGAUACCCAUAAUCCAAGUAGCUGGCUUCAGUGGAAAACUCUCUGUUUUGAGUUUACCUAAGAAAAAAGAGUACCAACUGGAGGAUGUUUCUUCUUUUUGUUUUCCUAAGUCGUUCCGGCAAAUUAAAACAGGAUAUUUGGAAAAUUUGAUUAAUGUUCUAUCUACAAUUGAGGAUUUAUUGGAUGAUCUUCGUAAGAUUUAUUACGAUAAUAAUUCCAGUACUGAUAACGAUAUCGAGAACAUCUUGACUGAAGUAAAUCAAACGAAAAAGUUCAAUUACAAUGCUUGGGCAACAAAAUGA